Macrosteles quadrilineatus (aster leafhopper) is the source of this 2372-nucleotide messenger RNA. It is a transcript of the gene nmdyn-D7, whose product is annotated as nucleoside diphosphate kinase 7. Gene Ontology annotation, biological process: UTP biosynthetic process; GTP biosynthetic process; CTP biosynthetic process. The transcript is spliced from 10 exons. The coding region runs from base 104 to 1261 and encodes 385 amino acids. Gene Ontology annotation, molecular function: ATP binding; nucleoside diphosphate kinase activity. Gene Ontology annotation, cellular component: centrosome. NCBI's taxonomy places the organism in Eukaryota, Metazoa, Arthropoda, Insecta, Hemiptera, Cicadellidae. The record is from RefSeq and is a predicted model, not a curated record.
GUUUUGUUGUUUUGUUGACUAACUAAAUAUUUUGGCUUUGAUAACAACUAACUUAUACAAGCUUUUUAUUUGUAGUAGAGUUUUAAAAUCUAUUAUUUAAACUAUGAGUGAAAUUAGUAAGGUUGACAAGUUAUCGUUUAUCACUGAGUGGUUUGACUCAGAAGCUUCCAUUAUCAGGAAGUUUUUGUUUUCCUUCUUCCCAAGCGAUUGUACAGUUGAACUGUUUGACAUUAAAAACCACAAGCUUUUUCUUAAACGCACACAAUGCAACGAACUUUCAAGAAAAGACAUUUUUGUAGGAAACACAAUCAAGAUUUUUAGUAGGCAGAUAAAAAUAGUGGAUUAUGCAGAUUCUAUCACGAGGAAAAAACUGGAAAGAUCCAUGCAGAGAACAUUUGGUUUGAUAAAACCAGAUGGUAUUUCAUUCUUGGGAGAAAUUCUGUGUACAAUUUAUACAAAUGGAUUCCAAAUUAGUAAUCUAAAAAUGACAAAAAUCAACAAAGAGUUGGCGACCAAAUUUUACAGCGAUGACCAAGGAAAACAACAUUUUCCAUCACUGGUGGAGCAUAUGACUGUGGGCCCUGUCGUGGCGAUGGACCUGUUGGCCGAGGAUGCAGUUGGCCGAUGGGAGGCCAUGGUCGGGCCUAUGGAUCCGACGGUGGCCAAGACAGAACGUCCGGGAAGUAUCCGAGCGAGUCUGGGGACUGACGCCAUCAGGAAUGUCAUCCACUCAGCUAAAUCAUCGCAGCAUGUCGAAAAGGAAUCAGAACUUUUUUUCGGAUCAAGAAAUAACGCUAGUUUACCAAUGAAGCCUAUAGCAAGACUUGAGAACUCUACUUGUUGUAUUAUCAAGCCUCAUGCAAUUCAAGAAGGUCUAGUUGGAAAUAUAGUAUGCAUGAUAGAAAAAAAUGGUUUCAACAUCACUGGAAUGAACAUGUUUUACUUGGAUGAAAUCAACGCAGCCGAGUUUUUGGAAGUAUACAAAGGAGUUGUGCCAGAAUAUAUGUCAAUGGUGAAGCAGUUGUGUUCCGGGCCUUGUAUAGCCAUGGAGAUAACCAGUUCUAAACCAAACUGUGAUGUUGCUGUGGACUUCCGCAAGUUUGUUGGUCCUUCGGAUCCGGAAAUCGCCAGACAGAUCAGACCCAACACAAUAAGAGCUCACUACGGAAAGUCUAAAAUAGAAAACGCAGUUCAUGUCACCGACUUGCCAGAAGAUGCCCCCUUAGAGGUGGAGUAUUUCUUCAAAAUUUUGCCACCUUAGUUCUUUGGCAAGAACGAAUGUGAAGACUUGUCCUUGCAUUUAAUUUUAACCUGCAUGACUAUGAAUAACUUAUUUUUAUACCUAUAUAAACCUUUAUAAAUUAUUUAUUUUAUUUUAUACACAGCAUGUUUUGAGCUGUAUAUCCUGCUAAAAGCAUUACUAAAAGCAUUACUGUAUAUCCUACAUUUCACUUUAAAAAUUUCUUUUAAUAAAAUUUAGAUUAUUUAUGAUAAAUGAAGAAUACCUGUGGAUUGUAUGAUCUAAAAAGGUUAAAGAACACCUGUCCAUAGAAGAUAAUCAACUAGAAAAAUAAAGUCAAUAGAAUACCCAUUACGCAGCAAACCUGCAGACUAAGCAAAUUUCAAUAUGCAUGAUUGGAUAAUUGGAAUUUCAUAAUUAAUUUAAAUAUCUCCUUAAAAUGUCAUCCUUGUUCCCUAUUUAAAUAACAUUAGUUUAAUGAGUACUUUUGUUUGUUGCUACAGGGAAGUCAAUCAAAGUGUCUCUUUAGUGAAAUGGUUAUAGUUUAGUAUUAAACAAUAGUAUAUUACGUUACUAGUCCUGAAAAUAAGUGUUUACCGGACGAGUGUGGUCGUUCCCGUGCGAGACGAAGUCGAGUACGGGAUUACCAUACGAGUCCGGUACACACAUUUUGGACGAGUUACGUACAAUAGUUUACGCCAUACUACUAAAUCCGUACAAAUCCUUAUAUAUUUCCACCAACUAAAGGACUAAAAAUCACUAGUCAUAACCUCUAAGAGAUGUUAUGUUUUUGUUUAUAACCACUCACUGCCACCUAAAUACAGUAUAAUCAGCUGAUUGGUGUCCGGCAAAACUCAUUGCAGUACAGUAGUACGCAAUGAAACCCCAUUUGAAUAAGCUGGUGGCAAACAGCUGUUUUCUGGACUAAAUCCUUGCGUGGGAAGUUCGUCAAAAGAAUGUAGUGUGGCGUAAAUACAUUUUCCAAAUAAUGUGAUGGAAAUGUGUUCAUAAACAAGCACACUAGCACAGUUUACUUAUUCUCCAUAAGAAUAACUAUAGGAAUUUUAAGUUUGAGCCUUUUGGACUGUUCGCCUUAAUUAUUAACAUAGGUGAGCACAAUAGUAUAUUACGU